This is a messenger RNA of Paralichthys olivaceus (Japanese flounder), 2805 nucleotides long. The record is from RefSeq and is a predicted model, not a curated record. Lineage: Eukaryota; Metazoa; Chordata; Actinopteri; Pleuronectiformes; Paralichthyidae.
CAUUGCUGUCCCCUGUGACGUGAGCUAAAGCUAACAUUUCGAUAACGUUGAUAUACUGGCUCUGUUCUUCAGUCAGGCUGAACUUAACCUCAGCUGUGGUUCAGUUCGACAAGUAGACACCUUUAGCUCACUCCAUUCAUCAUGAUGAGAUGUUGCAGACAGAGGACACAACUGUUCGUAGCUAACAGUGGCAUGGUUUACUGAAAUUUCGGUAUCGACUGAUGAUUUCGAGGGCAAAAAGGACCCAGUCACUGAAGACCCAGAGCACAAUGUAUACACCAGGUUUAUGAAGUCUCACCGGUGUUAUGACCUCGUACCUACCAGCUCCAAAUUGGUUGUGUUCGACACAUCGCUUCAGGUGAAGAAGGCAUUCUUUGCACUUGUUUCUAAUGGGGUAAGAGCAGCUCCUCUGUGGGACAGUAAGAAGCAGUGCUUUGUUGGUAUGCUAACCAUCACAGACUUCAUUAAUAUUCUUCAUCGCUAUUACAAAUCUCCAUUGGUUCAGAUAUAUGAGUUGGAAGAACACAAAAUUGAAACAUGGAGAGAGUUGUACCUUCAGGACUCUUUCAAGCCCUUGGUUAGCAUAAAUCCCAGUGCAAGUUUGUAUGAUGCAGUAUCGUCUCUGCUGAAGAACAAGAUUCACAGAUUGCCAGUCAUCGAUCCCCUGACAGGGAACACGCUCUAUAUUCUCACUCACAAGAGGAUUCUCAAGUUCCUGAAACUUUUUAUAUCAGAGAUGCCAAAACCCUCAUUCUUGCGUCAGACCUUAGAGGAUCUGAACAUCGGAACCUUUAAGAACAUAGCGGUGGUCCGUGCAGACACACCGCUGUACACGGCGCUGGGUAUUUUUGUUGAGCAGCGAGUGUCAGCGCUCCCCGUUGUGGACGACAAAGGUCGAGUUGUGGAUAUAUACUCAAAAUUUGACGUUAUAAACCUGGCAGCAGAGAAGACGUACAACAACCUGGAUAUAACAGUGACCAAAGCCUUGCAGCACCGCUCUCAGUACUUUGAAGGCGUUCUGACCUGCAACAGACACGAAACCCUGGAGGCCAUCAUCAACAGACUGGUGGAGGCUGAGGUGCACAGGCUUGUGGUGGUGGAUGAACAGGAAGUGGUGAAGGGAAUCGUCUCGCUCUCAGAUAUUCUCCAGGCACUUGUGCUGACUGAUGGAGAGGAGGGCACUGCUUGAGUUACGAACACGGGAAAAGGCUACAUGGUUUCAGGAGGAACAGCAGCAGAAAUGUAAGAGGGGAAUUACGGAGGAGGGUCCAGUUAUCAUCAUCCAUCUCUUCUAACUAGGUUUCCUCUAUUCGCACCAAAAUAUCUGCCUCUGUGCAAAAAUAUGAAGUUCACCUAGUUUUAGCAACGCAGCAAUAUAUAAAUUUAGUUAUACGGGACACUUCAGGAGCUCUUGUGAGUUGAGCAAAAUCCGAAGUCACCAGACGAGUGUGACAAGAAAGAUGCGAAGCACUGAAAACCUCCGCCACUCAGAUAAAAUAAGAAAUCAGAUAAUUAGCUAAAGCAAAACCUGAUUUACCUGUAUUGCCUUUUGUUGGCAGCAUCUGAUUACUAGAAUAAUGCUGAAGUUCAGAUGCACAUUGAGCCAAUCGAAGGGUCAUAUUCAACACUGUGUAACUUUCGUUGUUCUUAGACAACAACACACAAUAAAACAUUUUUAAGAACUAUGAUGUUAUGAUCUAGUUUAUCCAUAUCCAGUUAGUUUAAUUAUUUAAAUACAGGUGGAGGAUCGAGCUGUCAGUCUUCUUUUUUAACUUGAAUAACCACCUUCUUCCAAUUUGUAAAGACAUAUUGAUGGAUAUAGUAUUUACAGUAUCUGUAUGUGUUCAGACACAUUCUUUCCACAUAUUACCUUUUCAAGAAGAUUGGAAAUAAUUUCAAGUAAUUUGUUAUCAAACUAUAGGAACAGCAUUGGAGAUUAUCAGUGUCUGCAAAUAGUCAAAAUAAUUUCGGGAGUUAAAUUAAAAAGACUUUGUUUUGGUUUUACUUAUUUUAAAUAAGAGCAGAUUUUGACAGAUUUCAGCGUCAGGAUGUUUCCCUUCAACUCGCUCUGGAUGAAUUUAAACUUUAAUGAAUUGAAAUGCAUUAAUGUGAUCUACAAAAUGAAUGUCCCCCAGUUACCAGUGUGAGAAGAAUCGAAGGGCUUUGCUUUUAAUCUGUUGUUUUCAGACAGCGAAGUAGCAAACCUGGAAACAGCACUUUAGACUCACUAGUCAUUCAUCGAUCAAUCUGUUGUAUAGACAGCCGUUAAUCGUAGUGUAUUCUGUGUACAACCGCUGAAUAUUUAUGGGUUCUAUGUUUUGCCAUUUUCUGUUGUCACAUGUAACUAAACGUACAUGAAUUGUACAUUUUACUCCAGAGAGAAGUUUCUUUUCCUGCAGGUUUUGUUAACUACUCUUUGGGGUUUGGCAUUAUUAAACUUAAAGGUGUUUGUUUAUUGGUUUUUGGAAAUGUGGUCCAUCACUCAAGACUAGUGGUCAAAUUAACAGUUCCUGGUUUGUUCAUUUUCUGAUUCAUAAGUUUGUGAAGUGUUAAUGUUGAUGUCAGAGUAUCUGAUGUUUAUUCAGCUGUUCAUUGUGUCUAUGGAAUCAUUUUAUCAAAAUCAAUAAAUACCAGCAUUUCCUCUAGUUUCAAAUGAUUAUAGGCCAAUUUACACACUUUGUUUUGGUAUACAUGAAAUAUAUUGAAAGGUUCAACUGUAUGUAAAGGCAGUUUUUUUGUACUAAUCUGAAUUGAGAUUAUAAUUUAAAGGAAGAGCAAUAAAGGUUCUUUGGAGUUUGUUGUAAA